CAGCGCAGAAUAAAGGUCCCAGGAGAACGCAUCAUGUGGUUCUCUCUGCCCCGUGACGUCACUAGCAGAUGGCAUGGGUACCAGCUCUGGCAGUUGGCAUCAAUGUCACUUUUUUAGAGAUCAAUGAGAUACACACAUAUCUAGACUCCUGAAGAUGAUGCGACAUUCAGACUGAUCUGGAAGGAGAAAAAAAUAUGAAAAAAAACUGAUUGUUGAUUGAAUUAAAAACAGAAGGUAAUUAAAUGCAUUAUUUCUAUUUCAUUAAUUGCUUAAUUUUUACAUGCAAUGCUUAAAAUAUAUGAUUAUUUUAUAUUGUCCAUUUGUGAUCAUUAUAUUAAUUCUUGUAAAUUUGCCAUUAUACUAUUAAGUAACAAGGUCAUCAUACAGACUAGGAUUGCAAAAAUAGCUGUUAUAGAAUGCAUGCAAAACAAUGGUGCAGGAACUGAUUAUAUGUGCUUCUUAAUUCUAAGGUACAUUCAUGCACUUUCUAAAUUAAAUAACAGGAAUUUAAAAUAUGCUCUCUAGUUAUGUCUUUUUGCUAUAUAUAUAUAUAUAUAUAUAUAUAUAUAUAUAUAUAUAUAUAUAUAUAAAAUUAGUAUUAUGCCUACAAACAGCCACAUAUAUAAGUGUAUACAUUGUGUCGUUUAUUUAAAAAAAUGUGGCUCUUUUUUUUAGCUAGGUGAGAAGGGAGCAUAUUGUUCUAUGCACAAACAAAGCUCUAAGCAGAAAUUUAAUUUCAGGAAGUAAUUGAAAAAUAUAUUAUAUAUUUUGGGCUUGUUUGUUUUGCUAAAACAAGAUAAAAAGUUCAGUAAAUCCACAAGCUUCACAGUUAUUGCUGAUAUUUUUUAAAUUAGAUACUUCAUAAAAAUAUGUAUUUUUUUUGCCUGCAGAAAAUAAAUAUUUUAUUUUGGGGGGGCUUUUCUUUGCAAUUAUUGAGAAAUGUGCAGAGAUAUUAAUAUGAUUGUUAUUAAUUGAUUUGCAUACUUUCAAAACUUGUGAAUAUGUGACAAGGUGCAUAUUUUACUUUCUUGGAAAAUUCACGGCAAUGUCCUUCAGCCUGUAUAAGAUUAUUUCACUUUUAGUGGGUGGGGACUGAAAAGAAACAGAUUUAGGAUUUGGAAAUGCUUUGGCAUGUUUGCAUUUCAAUCUUUUUCUCAUAUGACAGGUAUACAGAAUUUUCAAAUAAUGGUUUGAAUGUUACAUACAUCUUUGAAUAUUAUCAUUCUGUAGUUUCCACUUGGUUAUUCAGUGUAAAUGUCAGUUCUAUCCAAGAAACUUGUAUAUCUAUUUGUGUGCAUUGUCCUAAUUGGAUGUUGAUAUAUUUUUUUUAAAUGUCAAUUAUUUAAUUUUUCUCAGGUAAUUUAUGUUAACAAUGUUAACACUUCCUUUUGAUGAAUCGGUUGUAAUGACGGAAUCUCAGAUAUGCAGAAAGUUUUCACGGGACGGUGAAGAGCAGAAACAAGUGAAAAAGCCUGAAGUCUGUGCCAAACAACUAGUAUCUCAUGGGAAAAGUAUCAAGAGAACACCUGAAGAGGAUACAGAGCAGGAGGAAGAGGAUGAGGACAAAGAGGAAGAAGAUGAAAAUGGUUUGCCCAGAAGGAGAGGACCAAGGAAAAAAAAAAUGACCAAGGUCAGAAUUGAAAGGAUUAAACUGAGACGGGUUGAAGCUAAUGCAAGAGAAAGGGGUAGGAUGCAUGGGCUCAAUGAUGCGCUGGACAAUUUAAGGAAAGUUGUACCAUGUUAUUCCAAGACACAGAAACUGUCUAAAAUAGAAACAUUAAGACUGGCUAAAAACUAUAUUUGGGCUCUGUCUGAGAUCCUUCGGAUUGGGAAGAGACCUGAUUUGCUUACUUUUGUGCAAAACUUAUGCAAAGGUUUGUCCCAGCCAACCACAAACUUGGUGGCAGGCUGCCUGCAGCUUAAUGCCAGGAGUUUUCUAAUGGGUCAGAGUGGGGAGACGAUGCAUCAUACAAGAUCCCCGUACGCCUCUAUUUACCCUCCAUAUCACAGUCCUGAGCUUAGUACCCCACCAGCCCAUGGGAGCCUUGACAAUUCUAAGACAGCAAAACCAUACAAUUAUUGUAGUGCUUAUGAAUCCUUUUAUGAAAGCACUUCUCCAGAGUGCACCAGCCCUCAGUUUGAAAGUCCCUUAAGCCCUCCCUCAAUGAACUAUAAUGGGAUAUUUUCCCUGAAGCAAGAAGAGGCCUUGGACUAUGGGAAAAAUUACAAUUACGGCAUGCAUUACUGUGCAAUGCCAAGCAGGGGUCCCCUCGGGCAGAGCUCUAUGUUCAGGUUGCCUACAGACAGCCACUUCCCUUAUGACUUCCAUCUGCGCAGCCAGUCUCUCGCCAUGCAAGAUGAAUUAAAUGCAGUUUUUCAUAAUUAAUGAGGAAAAUGAAUAUAAACAGUGGUCAUUCACCUCCCUCCCCCCAUCUAAUUAAGAUAAAGCAGAUGCUUGUUCACACAGUAAUUGACACGGCUCGAUUAAGGUAUCACUGCAGUCUCGAAAAUGUGUUUUAAACUUCUGUGGUCUAUUUUUUUUCCCUCUAACCCUUUGUAACAGCCAAAUCCUUUGCCAUAUUUUGAAAUAUGAUUAAUAUAUCCAUUUUUUUUAAUUGAUGAAGACUGUAAUUUGUUUAUGCACUAAAACAAUAUUUUAUGUUUGUUUGAACAGUAUGUUGAAUUUCUGUGGCUAAAUAAAGAAGUGUACACUAUACCAAGCCAAAUGUCUAUCUUAAUUGCUCACUGAUAAUCUAAACUGAUACAUGCUAACUCUUAAAUCUCCAAAGUAGUGGGCAUCUAAUUACUCUGCUACUCAUGGGGUUAAAUUGUAUUCUGAGAGAGGGGCCUGCUAGCAAUUGAAUAGAAAUGCCUUGCAGGCCUCUUUGACAGCAAACAGCUUAGAGACUGUAUAACAAUGGAU
This is a messenger RNA of Pelobates cultripes (western spadefoot toad), 2923 nucleotides long. The record is from the annotation of a GenBank genome assembly. Lineage: Eukaryota; Metazoa; Chordata; Amphibia; Anura; Pelobatidae.